This is a messenger RNA of Callorhinus ursinus (northern fur seal), 1290 nucleotides long. The record is from RefSeq and is a predicted model, not a curated record. Lineage: Eukaryota; Metazoa; Chordata; Mammalia; Carnivora; Otariidae.
AUGCAAAAGUUAGUGGUAAUCGCCGCGCGAGAGCGAAGCCGUGCCCCCCCCCCACCCCCAGAGCCUCUGGAAGGAAGCAGCAGGGCAACGGCGCGCAGGAGGGAACUGAAAAUAUCCCCACCCCCCUCCAAGGUCCCCACCAGCCCCGUCUCCAAGAAGAACCCUUUUGUAAGCAGGAACCGCUACAAAGCUGGCUGCCCGGGGCUGGCUGCCCUCCGUGCUAGCUCGCAGGCCGGCCUCGGUAGUUUCAGACUCGCGCAUUAUCUAAGCCGACGUAUUGUUUACUUGCAAUUUGGGACGGUCAAGGGAAGGAAGCCAAAGAAAACAGCCCGGGCCCAAAUCGGCCCCCUCCUCCCUCUCCCCCCCUCCUUGCCCGCGGCUCCCCAGCCGUCCCCUUACCUGCUUUUCCCCUAUAUUGCAAUAUUGCGAAAGGCGGCGGCGGCGAAAAGCGAGCGAAGCCGCUCGGCUUCCAAGGAAGGGGCGCCUUGGCUGGCGGAGCUGGAGGGAGUGGGGGGGGAUGUUCUCGCAGAAGCAGGAAAGGGGAGGAGGGGGCUAAGGGCUGUUUUUUUUUUUUUUUUAACGCGUUGCUCUGAGGCUGGGUUGGGGGGGCCCCGCGUUAAGUGGCAGGCGGCCGAGAGCAGGAGUGUCAGUCUCAGUCCUCGGCGUUCUCCUCCGCCUCCGGCUCCGCGCGAGCAGCUGCAGGAGCCCUCGGCCCGCGCGGCGCGGCUUCAGGCGCGGCGCAGCGGCAGCAACUGCUGCAAUCGCUGCUGCAAGUUUGGCAAUGUGGCUUCACUUUGUAUAUUCCCCCGCCCGGCGGCCCCCGCCCCCGCCCGCGCGCCUCCCGCUCCUCCUCCUCCUCCACCGCCUUCCUCCCUCCCGCGCGCUCGCUGGCUCGCUCGGGGCUGGCGGCGGUGGCCGCUCGGCCGAGCUUCCUGCCCCUCCAGCCGGGGAGCAGCCGCAGAGACAACAGCCCCGGAGCGGCGGCGGCGGCGGGUGCGGAGGCCGGGAGGGGGGCGCACGCGGGAGCCGGGGAGCUGCGGCCGGCCGGGGCCCGGCGCGCUGGAGCCUGCGCCGCUGCCCGGGCUGCUGCUGCUGCCCGGCUCGGAGGAGGAGGAGGAGGAGGCGGCGGCGGCGGCGGCGGCAGCGCGGGCCUCUAGCCGGCUCGCUCGCUCCCUCCGCGGCGCUUACACAUGUGUUACUGACAGAGCAAAAUCCCAACUACUCCCCGGCUCUGCCGCCGACGUCAGCGACCCUCAGCCACUGGGCGGCCGGAUUGUUCAGGCGGAAUAA